GGAAAAAUUGACGAUAUUCCCCAGAUCGACGAGUUGUACCACGAAAAGAAUGUUCAUGUAGUCAAUGGAGACAACAAGGCAUCGCGAUUCCACGUUGAUUUGUAUCAAUUGGACAAAAAUGAAGCUGGAGUACGUCAUUCUGCUCUUUUAGACGGGAACCACUACUUUCAGUUUGAAAACUUGAAGACUGGCGAAUACGAAUUGAUUGUAGACUCCUAUGAUUUCAUCUUGUCCAACUCAAGAUUCAGAGUACAAGUAGACGAAGAGGCUGAUAUAGUGCAAGUAUUUGAAGACUAUUUAGCCAGCCGCAGUUUCAACCGGAGUUCGAUCUUUAACGUUACCGAAUCGACUCCUUUGGUGCUUUCAGUCAAGGAGCCGAAGCAGUUUUAUGAAAGUGCCCUGGGCUCCAUCAUGGAUAUGGUGUAUAAUAGUCCACUUGGCUUUAUCUUCAAAAACAGAUUGUACACCAUUAUAUUUUUCAUCUGUCUAUCAAUCAUGGCUGCACCUACUAUACUCCAAUAUAUCAACCCAGAGUUGGCA
Messenger RNA from Scheffersomyces stipitis CBS 6054, 540 nucleotides. RefSeq lists its product as uncharacterized. NCBI's taxonomy places the organism in Eukaryota, Fungi, Ascomycota, Pichiomycetes, Serinales, Debaryomycetaceae. The transcript has a single exon. The annotation marks the transcript as partial. The record is from RefSeq and is a predicted model, not a curated record.